AUGGGUGUACGCUUUGUAGCGUUCCGCGCCUGCGGGCGAGGUAAGAUCGAUACCGGCGUCCCGCGGAUGGCCGUUCGCGCGUGUGGGGCUGCGGCAGCCGUGGUGGCGCUGCUCUCCGCUGCUAUCGCGCUCCACUGGCCGCCGCUGCACGCAGCUCUACAAAGAGCGUUCUCCCUGCACGCGGCACACUCGACGAAGGACAUGGAGAACCUUCUUCAGUUGGUGAGAAACAUUGUGCCUGCUCUGACGUCGGAGAAACACAAAGGGCAGGAUGGGAGAAUAGGCGUGGUCGGGGGCUGCCAAGAGUACACCGGAGCACCAUAUUUUGCAGGAAUCUCAGCUCUGAAAGUGGGUGCAGAUCUGACCCACGUGUUCUGUGCCAGGGAGGCCGCGGCAGUGAUCAAGUCCUACAGCCCUGAGCUGAUCGUCCACCCAGUCCUUGACAGUUCCAACGCUAUUGAGGAGGUGGACAAAUGGCUCCCUAGGCUGCAUGUCCUUGUCGUGGGACCUGGCCUAGGCAGAGAUGCCUUUCUUCUCAGCAAUGUCAGGGGCAUUUUGGAAGCCACCAGGGCCAGGGACAUCCCUGUCGUCAUCGAUGCGGACGGCCUAUGGCUGAUUGCUCAGCAGCCGGCCAUCAUCCGAGGGUACCGGAAGGCCGUUCUCACCCCCAACCAUGUGGAGUUCGGCAGACUCUGGGAAGCCGUGCUCAGUGGUCCUAUGGAUACUAAAAACCACAGUGGAUCCGUACUGAAGCUCAGCCAGGCCCUGGGGAACAUCACAGUGGUCCAGAAAGGAGAACAUGAUGUGAUCUCCGAUGGUCAGCAGGUGCUCGUGUGCAGCCAGGAAGGCAGCAGCCGCAGGUGUGGUGGGCAAGGGGAUCUCCUGUCAGGCUCCCUGGGUGUCAUGGUGCACUGGGCCCUCCUUGCUGGACCAGAGAAAACAAACAGCUCCAGCCCGCUCCUGGUGGCCGCCUGGGGUGCUUGCGCACUCACCAGGGAGUGUAACCGGCAGGCCUUCCAGAAGUAUGGGCGCUCCACCACCACCACCGACAUGAUCGCCGAGGUGGGAACUGCCUUCAGCAAGCUCUUCACCUGAGUCAGUGCACACUGAGGGGGCCCAAAAACUGUCCUCCAUUUGCUGAGCCGUGGGCCCAGCCUUUAGGCUAAACUAGCU
Molecule: messenger RNA, 1173 nt
Organism: Acomys russatus (golden spiny mouse)
Lineage: Eukaryota; Metazoa; Chordata; Mammalia; Rodentia; Muridae
Gene: Naxd
Product: NAD(P)HX dehydratase
Exons: 10
Coding region: 1-1095 (364 amino acids)
Biological process (GO): metabolite repair
Molecular function (GO): ATP-dependent NAD(P)H-hydrate dehydratase activity
Source: RefSeq, a predicted model, not a curated record